UUGAACACGAUGACAUCUCCAACAGUUGUUGUCUACCUGACAUAUUUGGCCCUGGGGGAAAUUGCAUGGACAGUUUCUCUAAAAUUGUCUCCAUCAGUUCGUCAUGAGAGACGAGAAGCUGGGGAGAGCUUAACUUUAACAUGUGACUUCAAAGAUGAUUAUUCUUCCACCUCAAACGUUUAUUGGUACAAGCAAACAAUCGGAGAGAAAUUAAGCCUUGUCUCUGAAUUCACCAAAUACGGAGGAGCUAAUAGUUCUCAUGGUGAAUUUAAAGACAAUCCCCGCUUCACACUGAAUGCUCAAAAUGGUCAAUAUCACCUAACCAUCUCAGAUUUGAACAUAUCAGACUCAGCUACUUACCACUGCAUAAGCUGUUUUUACUGUGCAUUAAAAAUUCAGGAAACCGUGAUUGUCAGUGUAAAAGGUCCAGGAGUGAACAUCCCAGCUGUGGUCCAUCAGACUGCAUCAGAGACCAUCGAGCCAGGAGGCUCUGUGACUCUGAGCUGUACAGUCCACCCUGGGACCUGUGAUGGAGAACACAGUGUUUACUGGUUCAAAAACUCUCACCCAGGAUUCAUUUACACCCAUGGAGGCGGGAAUGAUCAGUGUGUGAGGAAAGCUAACUCACAAACAAACACCUGUACCUACAACUUGCUUAUGAAAAACCAAAAUAUUUCUAAUAUUGGGACGUACUACUGCGCUGUCGCUUCAUGCGGACACAUUCUGUUUGGAAACGGGACCAAGCUGGACUCUGGAGAUGGCCUGAACUCUCCUGCCUUGGUGUAUUUCUUGAGUGGAGCUUUGAUAUUUGCGACCAUCCUGAUAGUCAUCAUGGCCUUCUUACUGUACAAGAUGAACAAAAGAAACCGUCUCCUAUCUCAAGAGGCUCAAGCAAGAUUUUCUGCUCCUGCCAUAAGAAACCAUGAGGGUCACAGAGAAGCAGACAACCUCUUCUAUGCCACUCUUAACGUUAAUAGGCCCAACACAUCGAGAAGACAGAGAAACACAACCAAAGACGAGUGUGUGUACUCCAGCGUAAAGCAGUAGAAGUCAAAUGUUUCUUUGUUACUAUUUCAGCUUGACUUGGUUUUGUAUUGUAUUUUUGAAGACUUGUAAUAAUAAUAAUAAUAGACUUUUUGUGGCAUGGACAUCACAGAUACAU
Molecule: messenger RNA, 1162 nt
Organism: Labrus bergylta (ballan wrasse)
Lineage: Eukaryota; Metazoa; Chordata; Actinopteri; Labriformes; Labridae
Biological process (GO): response to bacterium
Source: RefSeq, a predicted model, not a curated record